Peromyscus leucopus (white-footed mouse) is the source of this 1468-nucleotide messenger RNA. RefSeq lists its product as uncharacterized. The transcript is spliced from 2 exons. Bases 569 to 1318 code for a protein of 249 amino acids. NCBI's taxonomy places the organism in Eukaryota, Metazoa, Chordata, Mammalia, Rodentia, Cricetidae. The record is from RefSeq and is a predicted model, not a curated record.
UCAAUCUUCAGAACAGGCUCCUAGGAUCCCAAAUCCAUCUUUUAAAAAAACUAUCCAAUUGUAGGUAUACAAAUGUUUUGUCUGUAUGUACAAACGCACACCAUAUACAUGCCUACUGCCAGCCAAGGUCAGGGGUUGAAUCCCCUGGGACUGGAGUUACAGACCAUUUGUAAGCUACCAUGUGGAUGCUGGGAAUUGAGUUCAGGUCCUCUUCGAGAACAACUAUUCUUAACCACUGAACCAACUCUUCAGCCCCACCAAAAUCCAUCUUUAUAAACCAUGGUCUGUGUAUUUAUUCUCUUGUCUUGUUUUGCAUGUGAUGAUUGGCAGAGUCCAGAAAGACUGGCAGGUGGCUCAACAAAUAGGAGAGCCUCCUGACAGAUUCCAAGGCAAGGCAGUUGGCAGAGUAGCAGUUGGUAGGCAGGGAGAGGUUCCUAAUACAGGAAUGCGCUUCUGCAAGAGGCUAAGGGAUUCAGCUGUCACCCCAGGAGCAGCACACUCUACCGCCAACUGGUUGGGUUAGCAGGGACUGUAAAGUAUCUGGCCUUUUCCUGAAAGAUAGGAGAACAUGAUGGUGGCAUUGACAAUUGCAGUAAUCCCUGUGCUGCACACAGCGGCAGGGGACCAAUCUGGCUAUUACAUUGGGCGGACACUAUGGUUUGGCCUCAUCUGCCUAUACAGCCUAGUGAUAUAUGUAGUUCAGGUGCCCUGGCACAAAAUCCGUGAAGAGUUCAACUGCCUUGGAAAUAGCACCUACCCUUGUCUGGUGGAGUGUUAUGAACAACUGUUUAGCAUUCCUAUCACAGGAAUGUGGUACUACUUCUACUUCAUAUUCAUAGCCCUCUUCUUCCUCAUGGAAUUCUUCAUAGCUCAGAUUCGGCAUAAGCACAUCAAGAUAAAGAUGAAGUCCAUGCCGCAGCAAUCAGAGAACAUAGCGGAAAUGGAGAAGGGCUCCAUGGAGGCAAACAGGAAGCAGAGCUCCUCCCAGGUACUCUUCCUGAACUUCCACCAGGAGAAGAAGCUCUUAUAUCUGUAUCUGUUCCACUCCCUCCUACAGGUCAGCAUCCAGACUGUGUUUUUAUGCCUGCUCAAAAACAAACACCUGCCCAUAGUGAGUCAAGGCAAGACCCACUGCAGCAAAAACAGCUGCGCUACCCUUCACUGCCUGAUCAGAAAAACCGCUGAGAAGAGGGUGACCAUCUAUGGCCUCAUCACCUUGUCCAUCAUUAUCAUCUUCCUCGGGGCAGGCUACUUCCUCUACAGCAUCCAUCAUUACCUACUGCAAGUUCAGUCAGCUUCCAAGAUUCAAAUUUACUGACGUUUCUAAGAGAUAGCACACUUCCUAAAGUCCUUUCUCCUUCACACAAGGAACUUUAUGUUCUAAAUUUUGUUGUUUCAGGAAGAGCCUCUUUCUUCUGACCUUCUUUGGGUUUUGAUUUUAAGAAAUAAAAUUUGUCAAGCAUGGUGA